AUGACUUCACCUAUAACACUCGUUAUCGGAGCCUCGCGAGGCCUCGGCCUCGAACUCGUGAAGCAAAUAAGCCAAGACCCUUCCCAGCAGGUAAUCGGCUCAGUGCGCAAACCCACAGAUCUCGGCACUGCCCCAAAUAUCAAGUCAAUCGUCCUAGACCAAGCAGACCGAAGUUCCGUGAAGGCAGCCGCAGCCCAAGUACCGGAACUCGACACCCUGAUCAUCAACGCUGCAAUUGGCGAUAACGAAAAGGUCCUCACGACCUCGGACGAACGUCUCGCGGAGUAUUCCAACGUGAACGUGGGCGGUCCACUGCGAGUAGUUCAAGAAUUUUUGCCGGCUCUACUGGCGCGCCAGACGCGAAAGAUUAUUGUAAUUUCAUCGCAAUCCGGGUCUUUGCAGACCCAGAUCAAUGCGGUGGGCGGAUUCAGUGGGCCUUACUCCAUCUCUAAAGCCGCUGUGAAUAUGGUUGUUGUCCAGCUGCAUAAUGAGCUCCGCGAUCAGAAAUUCACUUUGCAGGCUAUUCAUCCUGGCUGGGUUGCGACGGAUAUGGGUGGAUCCGGGGGAUGCCUAUUCCGCAGUCGGUUGAGGGUGUUUUGA
Messenger RNA from Penicillium crustosum, 600 nucleotides. RefSeq lists its product as uncharacterized. Gene Ontology annotation, molecular function: oxidoreductase activity, acting on the CH-OH group of donors, NAD or NADP as acceptor. The transcript has a single exon. Bases 1 to 600 code for a protein of 199 amino acids. The record is from RefSeq and is a predicted model, not a curated record. Lineage: Eukaryota; Fungi; Ascomycota; Eurotiomycetes; Eurotiales; Aspergillaceae.